CCAACAGAACCAACAGAACCGAGCCCUGCUGAGAGGACAUGAGAGGAUACCGAGGCAUAAAAUACACUUUAUUCAUCUUCUGCUACUUCUUCUGGGUUGUGAGCGCCGUCCUGAUCGCUGUGGGGAUCUACGCCAAGAUCGCCAAAGAGAAAGAUGUGGUGGACACGCUCGCGGUGGACCCGGCUCUAGUGCUGAUUGUUGUCGGGUCGUUGAUGUCCCUCAUCACAUUCCUGGGAUGUUUCGGAGCCCUGAGGAACGCCACCUGCCUGCUGAAGAUGUUUUUGGCCAUCCUGGCAGCCGUCUUCCUCCUGCAGAUUGCAGCCGGAGUUGUGGGAUAUGUUUUUACAGACAUGGUGAUGGACAGGACCGAGAAGCUCAUGAUGAAGGCCAUCGUCCGCUACAGGGAGGACCGGGACCUGGAGAACGCCAUCGACUUCAUCCAGAAGAAGUUCCAGUGCUGUGGUGUAGAAGGCUACAAGGACUGGUCCCACAACGUCUACUUUGAGUGUUCAGACACAAACCCCAGUGUGGAGGCCUGUGGGGUUCCCUUCUCCUGCUGUGUUCGCUUGAAGAACCAGACUGUGCUCAACACUAUGUGUGGCUACGGGACGCAGCAGAUGGAGGAGCGUUCAGCCGGACAGAGCAUCUUCACCGUCGGCUGUGUGGAGAAGAUCAUCUGGUGGGCCAAGAGCAACCUGUGGCUGGUGGCCGGUCUGACCGCGGGGCUUCUGCUACUCGAGGUGUGCAUGAUGUCUCUGGCCGGGGCACAGAUCUCCUGGAUAAAGAAGGUCCAGCAGAGACAGAAAGAAACUGAAGCUCAAAGUAGAUCAGAGAAGAAGGAGAGACUGUGGUUUCCUGCGUUCGCAGACUUCAACGACGAAUAAAACCGUCUGAAGAUACGAUUCAUGCUGUGAAUAUUCCACCUAGCUUUAAGGAUCUUUCAGCUCCUGCCUCACAUAGAAACAAGAGUCUAAAAGCUGUCUGAGCCACAGUGUCAAUAAAAGAGUCAAGGCUCUG
This is a messenger RNA of Austrofundulus limnaeus, 1017 nucleotides long. Its product is annotated as tetraspanin-33. Gene Ontology annotation, cellular component: plasma membrane. NCBI's taxonomy places the organism in Eukaryota, Metazoa, Chordata, Actinopteri, Cyprinodontiformes, Rivulidae. Bases 39 to 884 code for a protein of 281 amino acids. The record is from RefSeq and is a predicted model, not a curated record. The transcript has 8 exons.